GUGGUUCCUCAGCAACCUCAGUCACCACGAGGGCCCAGACUUCUCUGUUUACAAGCGGUCCAUCUGUCUGAUCUUCUCUCCCACUUCAGACCCCACUUUGACUUUGGGGAGGGGCAGUUGUUCAGAUGGGAGGUGGAUGGAGAGAGAGAGAAGAGCGACAGCAAAGAGGCCUGUGUGAUUUUCCUGCUCCCUGCUCACCCUUGGCCGGGGCUUGCAGUGGACUCACAGCAGCCUCGACGCUGGGCUGCAUGUACCGCCCUUGCGUGUCCAUCCUUCCAGUGACUUUGCCGACAGGAGUUCCUGAUGUGGGGACAUGGUCUGGCUGAACCUCAGCCGGCCGAUCGAGGAGCAGGGCCCCCUGGACGUCAUCAUCCACAAGCUGACCGAUGUCAUCCUGGAAGCCGACCAGAACGACAGCCAGUCCCUGGAGCUGGUGCACAGGUUCCAGGAAUACAUCGACGCCCACCCUGAGACCAUUGUCCUGGACCCCCUUCCCGCCAUCAGGACCCUGCUGGACCGUUCCAAGUCCUACGAGCUCAUCCGGAAGAUCGAAGCCUACAUGAAAGAUGACAGGAUCUGCUCACCGCCCUUCAUGGAGCUCACGAGCCUCUGUGGGGAUGACACCAUGAGGCUCCUGGAGGAGAACGGCCUGGCGUUCCCAUUCAUUUGCAAAACCAGAGUGGCUCAUGGCACCAACUCGCACGAGAUGGCCAUCGUGUUCAACCAGGAGGGCCUGAGUGCCAUCCAGCCGCCCUGCGUGGUCCAGAAUUUCAUCAACCACAACGCUGUCCUGUACAAGGUAUUUGUGGUCGGCGAGUCCUACACUGUGGUCCAGAGGCCCUCGCUGAAGAACUUCUCUGCGGGCACAUCAGACCGUGAGUCCAUCUUCUUCAACAGCCACAACGUGUCGAAGCCAGAGUCAUCAUCCGUCCUGACCGAGCUGGACAAGAUCGAGGGCGUGUUCGAGCGGCCAAGCGACGAGGUCAUCCGGGAGCUCUCGAGGGCCCUGCGGCAGGCGCUGGGCGUGUCGCUGUUCGGGAUCGACAUCAUCAUCAACAACCAGACGGGCCAGCACGCGGUCAUCGACAUCAAUGCCUUCCCAGGCUACGAGGGCGUGAGCGAGUUCUUCACGGACCUCCUGAACCACAUCGCCACCGUCCUGCAGGGCCAGAGCGCAGCCACGGCAGGCGCGGGGGACGCGGCCCCGCUGAGGCACAGCAGGCUCCUGGCGGAGCAGGCGGGCAGCCUGGCGGGCGAGCGGACGUGCAGCGCCAGCCCCGGUUGCUGCAGCAGCGUGCUGCGCCAGGACCCCCCCUGGACGGCCGAGGCCGACGCGGGCGGCACCGCCAAGCUACCGCACCAGAGACUCGGCUGCACCGCCGCCGUGUCGCCCAGCUUCCAGCAGCAUUGCGUGGCCUCGCUGGCCACCAAGGCCUCCUCCCAGUAGCCAGGGAGCCCGGGACCCAGAGGGGCGGCGUGGGCCGCGGAGCACACCUGCUGGGCGAGCGGCUCCCAAUGGUGACGCUACUAAGAGUUCCCAACAAUCUGAUUCUCCUUCUUUUUUUUAAUUUUUAACCUGAUUUUCUGAUGUCACAAUCUAAAUAAGGGGGGAGAGGGGAUGGAAAAGAACUCCAAGUGGUCCAGCCUCGUGGAAAAGGGCCAUCCCGCCUGACUGCUGCCGUGCAGGUCUCGUCAGAGUCUACACUCGCUGUGUGUUCAACACUAGGUCUGAAUGUGAGGUGGGGUGCGUGUGUGCAAGUGCGUGGGCACGUCCAUGUCCACGUCUGUUCGUCUCGAUGGCUGCUGGGGACCAGGCCUCGGGCACCCUGGAGGGGGCUGCCCCCCCGGUCAGGCUGUUGGCAGCUGAACAGAGAGAGUCAGCGGUUCCCCAUGUCUGUGUUCUCUGAGCCCCCACUCCCAGCCCGGCCCCUUCUCCGUUUCCCCUCCUGCUGGUCUCCCCCGCAGCUCUGUGAGGAGCAGGCCUAAACCCGCACCAGAGGUGCCUCGGGCCCCUCCCGAAAGUGUGAGCCAGAGGGGGCGAGAGGCUGCAGCUACUGUUUCCCUGGGGGGGUCCCUGCAGGGGGACUGGGCGGUGGUCUGCCCGCUGCCUGCUCAUGGAAGGGAAGAUGGAAGCUUCCCUGGGGAGGAGCCCAGGGUUGUGGGUUGGCCACCUCUCUCUAUGUCCAGCUCCCUGGAGUCUACCAGGCCCCUCAGCAAGUGCCCCGUGCAGCCCUGCGAGGGGACUCCUUCCCUGACCAAGCGCUGCUGCUCCCUGGGCCCUGGGAGGGGGCUGCCUGGCUGGGAGCCCCCAGGCUGAUCCCGCCUGUGCCAAGGAUUUGUGCCGUGACUUUGUGCAGAUCAUUCCGAGAGUCGUCAGGCUUCCGUGUCCGCGUCUCUGACGGGCAGUCAAGACCAGAGAACUCUGAAGGGCAGGCUUGAUGCCGUCACCCCCGCGAUGCAGCCUGCUUCUCCUCGAAGUCAGCCCGGAUGAGCUCUC
This is a messenger RNA of Diceros bicornis minor, 2497 nucleotides long. RefSeq names its product inositol-tetrakisphosphate 1-kinase (gene ITPK1). Bases 314 to 1447 code for a protein of 377 amino acids. Gene Ontology annotation, molecular function: ATP binding; inositol-3,4,5,6-tetrakisphosphate 1-kinase activity; magnesium ion binding. Gene Ontology annotation, cellular component: cytoplasm. The record is from RefSeq and is a predicted model, not a curated record. Gene Ontology annotation, biological process: inositol trisphosphate metabolic process. The transcript is spliced from 9 exons. Lineage: Eukaryota; Metazoa; Chordata; Mammalia; Perissodactyla; Rhinocerotidae.